AUGUCGCUAAGGGAACGGAGGCGAUAUGCUGCCGGCAUCACAAUUUUGUUAGGAGUUGUGAUCAUAUGGGUUAGCUCCUCUUUCUUAAUGAAUCACAUUUUUGAGGAGCAGAAGUAUAACAAGCCUUUUGCCAUAACAUAUAUGAAUACCGCUUCCUUUUCGUUAUAUCUAUUAAACUUACUAUUUAAAAAAAAACGCACUAUAGAUAAACAAAGGAUAUUGGAUUUCAAUCAUGCGUUAUACGAUACCAAUUCUCGAUCUUCCAUCGAGUCAAUUAGCGACCGUUCUGUAAAUUCUAAUGAAGGCGACGGUAUGAAUGAUCAUAAUAUGUAUUCUACGCCACAAAGCAGUACAUAUGCAUUAGGAUUACAUAAUGACAUCAACUCUUUUUCUAUGCGCACGCAUCGUCCCACAGGGAUUCGCCAUUACAUUGACCCGCAUGAUCUACUUUCAUCCGUUCGCGAUGAAGAAAAGCUUAGGAUACGUGAGGUCGCCAGAUUAAGUUUUUCUUUUUGUGUGUUAUGGUUUGCAGCCAACUGGUGCACUAAUGCAUCCCUGGCGUAUACGACCGUUGCGAGUAGUACAAUUUUAGCGUCUACAUCAGCACCCGACGAGAACCAGCAUAAUCCCAUCAAUCAUUUGUUUGGUGAUUCCCUUGCGCUUAUUGGUGCAUUUUUCUACGGUUGCUACACGGUUUUGCUGAAGCUUCGAAUACAAGAUGAAUCUCGCAUUAACAUGCCUUUAUUCUUCGGUUUCGUUGGUCUUUAUAAUAUAUUUUUAUUAUGGCCAUUCUUUUUGUUACUUCACGUUACGGGUGUUGAGGAAUUCCAACUUCCACCCGAUGGUAACGUUUGGAUUAUGAUAAUGGUUAAUGCGUUGGUAGGUACAUUUCUUUCAGAUUAUCUGUGGCUCUUGUCUGUACUCUUGACAUCACCAUUAGUGGUUACGCUUGGGCUAUCAUUGACAAUACCAUUAGCAUUAUUUGGGGAUUAUGUCUUCAAAGGAAUAAUCAUGAACCCAGGAUAUUGGCUUGGUGCUUUGCUGGUAGUGGGCGGUUUUCUUGGUGUCAAUCUGGAAACAGUUAAAGAGAGAAAACACGAACACAAGUUUACCUCGUUAUUGAUUGAUGAGCCUGUCACCAUGGGAAAUCAAGUCCCUUCUGAAUAA
This is a messenger RNA of Acaulospora morrowiae, 1167 nucleotides long. NCBI's taxonomy places the organism in Eukaryota, Fungi, Glomeromycota, Glomeromycetes, Diversisporales, Acaulosporaceae. The record is from the annotation of a GenBank genome assembly.